AUGACAAAGAACGCUUCAGAAUUGAGAAAAAACGAACCAUUUAUUAGAAAAAAUCCAACUCCAAAGGAUCAGAUGCAUUGUAUUUUGUAUGUUGUGAAAGCCUCAUCAAACCUCUCUACUAAAGUUUCUCCAGUUGUGGAGCUGAUGCAAGAUGUACGACAGUUAAUCCUAGAAGAUGACGUUCGACAAUUUGCUUUAGUAACGCAUAUUGAUAAAGUCGGAGUUCCUAAAGACGACAUGGUGAAUGCUCUGCAAUAUUCCUGCGUCUACGAUAUCUGUCAAAAAGUGUCUGAAGUUUUUCAGCUUCCUCAAAGUCAUGUCAUUCCUGUGUCCAACUACUUUGAUUCUGAAGAUCCAGGCGACGCAAAAAAUGCUAUGGCUCUAAAAGCUUUCUGGCGUAUCUUUAAAUCCGGGCGUGACUAUAUUAGAGAAAACUGGGGGGAUGAAAACCUUUUUGAGGGACAUGAUAGCUCUGAAUAGAUAUAUUAUCGAAUAUAACGUGCUUAUUAUGUGCAUUUUACAGAUUGUUACAUGUAUUAUAGGUGUUAUUAUAUAUAUAAUAAUUUUACCAAAAGGAAAUAUUAUACUGAUGUCAAAAAACAAAAACAAAAAGGUAUUGUACAUGUGGAAAAGACAGCUUGUCCUAAAAACUUCAGCAUACUUCUUGAAUUUAAAACAUUUAAGAUUUGAUGAUAAUUUAAAAAAAUUCAGGUAUUUUUAUAGGCACUUAAGAAUUAUUUUCUAAAUUUUUAAAACAUUUUUGAUUCAAAUUAUGAAAAUCAUUUUCUAUAGAUUAUAAAGAAUUAAACGGUUUUCAAGGUCAUUUGAAACGAUAUCAUGAUGAUAUUGAGUUUUAUACAGGGAAUGAGUUCAUAAAAUCGAAUGUGUUUAUAUUUGCUAGCGUGUACAUAUUCAGGUUAGAGACUCGAGAAUGAAUGAUUUUCUUCAUCGAUCUACAUCCAAGUAUAAUAUUAUUUUAAUAUAUGCAUGUAUAUAUAUUUUGUUUCAAUUAUUUUUAAUGAAAUUGUCAAAUUAAAAAACGAACUGAUAAAUUUUGGUUUAUGCAAUUCAUAAUGAUUUUAUUAAAUAUGCAAUAAAUGCUGCCUCAUUU
Magallana angulata is the source of this 1111-nucleotide messenger RNA. RefSeq lists its product as uncharacterized. The transcript has 2 exons. Bases 1 to 480 code for a protein of 159 amino acids. The record is from RefSeq and is a predicted model, not a curated record. Lineage: Eukaryota; Metazoa; Mollusca; Bivalvia; Ostreida; Ostreidae.